Messenger RNA from Schistocerca cancellata (South American locust), 1041 nucleotides. RefSeq lists its product as uncharacterized. Lineage: Eukaryota; Metazoa; Arthropoda; Insecta; Orthoptera; Acrididae. The transcript is spliced from 2 exons. The coding region runs from base 1 to 1041 and encodes 346 amino acids. The record is from RefSeq and is a predicted model, not a curated record.
AUGGCAGAACAAAGCUACAGCCGGAGCGAGCGGUGCCAACAGGGUCGGGAAGAGCUGCUCCGCUACGCCAUCUGGAACACCUGGCGUAUGCAGGGCGGCGAUCUUCGUCCUUACGUCGAUCAGCCUUCUGUCGACGUUGGUACUGACCCUAACAGCGCCUUAGGUGGAGACUUAUCCUCGAGCGGGUCCAGUACGAGCAGCAGUUCCGAGGACUGGCACUGGGUCUCCACGUCGGAGGGGGGAGCGAUUUUAGGAUCUACCAGCGCGCCCUGCUUGUAUUGUGACAUGGAGUCAGACGAGACUUGCCCCAGCGGAUGUUACGAAUGUGAGAAGGAGAGAGGCGGUACCGCAGGCAAUCCAGACAAUGUUGGACGCUGGUCAGAAAUGGACGGAACAGAAACUACGGAGGAGUGCCUGUGCUGCACUGCCGUAGCUUGCGACGUUUCUGGAUCUAAACAACAAAGCAAAAUGGUAGCCUACUUCGAGGAUCCAAUAAGGAAACGUGCACGGGAAGCGCAGGAGCGGAGUAAGAAAUGCCAGGAGCAGCGGCAGCAUCUGCUUCGAACUGCCUUAUGGAACAGCUGGUGCGCCAAGAGCAGAGCACUCUGCCAGGAGCCAGAGAUUGGUGGCUCGAUAUCUGAGUCAAAUGAGACUAUGAAGUCAGAAACAGGUGAACUGCUAUCGCUCCCACAGGCCGUAGCACAUCGUGCUUCUGACAGUUCCCCUGCAGUCGGAGAAUGCAGUUGUGCAAGCAGCACCUUCCACAAAGAAGACAGUUCUAGCGAGCCGUUGGGCUGCGCCUCGAGCAAAUCCAGUGAUUGGUCAGGAGAAAACGACAUGGUGAAAGCACACUCUGAAAGCAAUGGCGUCGAAGAGUCUUCCAAUAGCUUUUGCAUCACCAGUUUUGAAGACUGCACUGAAUUGCAUGACAUGUCGUGUGGAAACAGCUGUUCUGACUCAGAAUAUUCUAGCAGCGACGAGUCCGAUUUCAGCUGGUCAGACUAUGAGGGGUCUGACGAGUUCGACGAGACUGAUGAGUGA